This is a messenger RNA of Anopheles merus, 1726 nucleotides long. RefSeq names its product CUB and peptidase domain-containing protein 1-like. NCBI's taxonomy places the organism in Eukaryota, Metazoa, Arthropoda, Insecta, Diptera, Culicidae. Bases 56 to 1678 code for a protein of 540 amino acids. Gene Ontology annotation, molecular function: serine-type endopeptidase activity. The transcript has 8 exons. Gene Ontology annotation, biological process: proteolysis. The record is from RefSeq and is a predicted model, not a curated record.
UCGGUGUUGGUUGGUUGUUUUAGUAACCGAACAGUUACAUGCUAAAUCAUACACAAUGCAAAUCAGUGCUACCGUGUUCAUAUUGGUUCUAGUACUACGGCAUAGGGAAGAAGUAAGCGGUGCCGCUAUUGCUGAUCGUUUAUCUCCAAUGGCACUCAUUAUCGGUGGCACUGAUGUUGAGGAUGGGAAGGCACCAUAUCUAGCUGGUUUGGUGUAUAACAACUCUGAAACAUAUUGUGGUGGCUCGAUUAUAGCCGCUCGAUGGAUCUUGACAGCAGCUCACUGUGUAACAAACGUUACUGUCACAAAUUUAACUGAAGUACGGGUGGGAACAAAUGAUAACUAUAAAGGUGGAUCGAUGUACCAAAUAAAUCGUGUUAUACCACAUGAGCGGUACAGUGCUAUAACAAUCCGCAAUGACGUUGCGCUGCUUCGUCUGAAGACCCCAAUAAAAUUUGAAGAACACGUUGAGAAGAUUGAACUUAACGAGGAGAUCGUUCCGAUUAAUGCUACACUAACAAUUGUUGGAUGGGGAUUCGUUGGAUGGAACAAAGAAACCCCAAAACGAACUCAAGUGAUUAAAGUUCAACAUAUUGGUCUAAACCGUUGUCGAAAGAUGCCAAAGGGUAGUACUAUUUACCCUGAACAUCUGUGUACUUUUUCUAGAGCAGGGCAUGGUCUGUGCAAGGGAGAUUCUGGUAGUCCUGUGGUAUGGAAAGGGAAACAGGUUGGCGUAGUCAGUUGGGCAAUGACGGACAUGUGUGCAAUUGGAUUACCCGAUGUACAAGCCAGCAUUAGCUACUUCUAUGGUUGGAUUAAGAAAACAAUGGCAGCUAAUACAUUACGCAAACGAGGAAAAAUGGUAGUCCAUAUCAUUUUCGCAAUUCUACUAGCAUGCGUUAGCAGAGGUAGCGCAAGUCCAGUAGAUCAUCCGAUAUCUCCCUUCGCUGCUAACUACAUUGUCGAUGGAUCGGAUGCAGAGGAGAAUGCGGCACCGCAUCAGGUUUCACUGCAGAUUGAUAGUAACAGCAUAUGCAGUGGAUCGAUAGUCGGUGAUAGAUGGAUAUUGACAGCAGAGCACUGUGUGCCUUUGUUACAAUUUUACACCGAACAAACUAACGACACUCGUGUUGUGGCAGGCACAAAUGAUUUGAAAAAGGGCGGCACACCGUAUUUUAUAGAUCGCUUUUUUAACUAUGACAAUUGCUCAACGAUGCUAGUGCAUGAAAAUAUGUUCAAUUCACCGCCUAAUGAUAUCGCGUUAAUACGUUUAACAACGCCGUUGAAAUUCAACGAGCGCGUACAAAAGAUUGAGUUCGCGGCAGAAACUGUGCCGGAAAAUUCUACACUUACACUGACAGGAUGGGGAGAGAUGAGAAAUGGGACGAGACCUACUAAGCUGCAAACCAUCAAUGCGCCCUCCAUAGGGAUUGAUCAUUGUCGGGCUAUUUAUAAUGAAACGUUGCUUAAUGACGGCACAAUUUGUAGUCUAUCAAAACGGGGCGAAGGAUCAUGUAGGGGAGAUUCUGGUGGCCCCGUGACAUGGAAAGGAAAACUGGUCGGUAUAUUCAAAGCAGUACACAACAAAGGGUGCGGUGAGGGAUUUCCAGAUAUUCACACAAGUGUCGCCUACUACUACGAAUGGAUAAAGAAUACUAUUGCCAACAAUAGCGUUUAAAAUUAUGAAUUGAACCGAUUAGAAAAGGCUUUAAAUAUAUUUUAAAAU